UCAUCAUUUCCUUAUUGCUUCUUCAUCUCCACAACCCCACAACAAAUGCACUUACAUUUCAUGCUAAUCACUAUCUCUCUUUAAACUUUAAGAGCCUUUUUGUUAUUUUCAGCUUCUUUUUUUUUUUCUAUGGUUUCCCUCCAAGGCUCCAACAUUUCCGGCUCUGAGAAUUGAGUAAGUGUUCAAAGUCUGUGGUGGGUCUCGGCUAUUGAUGGCUAGGAAAUUCAAGCUGAACUGCCGCUCUCAAAAUUGAAGCCAAAGCCUUUGUGGAUACCGACAAGAGGUUGGCUUUCUUUGACUUUGAAGUUUUUAUUUUGUUUUAAUUAGUUUGUAGCUUUGGUAGAUGAACAAACUCAAUCAGGCGGAGAAAACAAAGCCGUAUUAGAAUAUUUUUUGGACUAUUCUUCUAGAAUGGAUUACUUAAGAGCCCUCAGAAAAUGAAUAAGCUGGUACAUAUAUAUAUGUGGCAUGAUGAGAUCCAUUUUCUUGAUAGGUAGGACCGAAAAUCUUAGUGGAAACGCGGAAGAUUAGUUUCAGUGUUGGUAAAAGGGUCUACCAAUAAGAUUUGAUUCUUUUGAAUGCAUGCAACUUGUAAAGUGGGGUUUGUCUUUUUAAGCGGCGAAUUGAAUAUUGUGGGAUUUGGAGUGCAAGACCCAUAUAAAAAUUUGAGCUUGUUUGCUCUUACAAGUCUUGUGUAGUUGAGGAAGUUAUAAAUUUGAAUGUGAAACUCAGAGGUGGAAAUAGAAGAGAACCCAGAAAAGAGGACACCUAAUUGAUACAAUUAAAGAUUUUUGCUUUGUUUGUAUUGAUUUAUUGAUCUUCUUGGUGUUGACAUUACUGGGAAGAACAUGGUGGGAAGCAUUGAGAGAAUGGGUCAUAAUUUAUACUCCAAUGGGUCUAUUCAGAACUUUAAUGGUUUGGAAGAGAAGCUUGAUGAGCUUCGCCGCCUUCUUGGCAAGGCUGCUGGUGAUCCAUUAAGGAUUGUUGGUGUUGGAGCAGGUGCUUGGGGCAGUGUUUUUGCAGCUUUACUACAAGACAGCUAUGGCCAAUAUAGAGAGAAGGUCCAAAUCAGAAUAUGGAGAAGGCCAGGAAGAGCUGUUGAUAGAGCCACAGCUGAACAUCUCUUUGAAGUGAUCAAUUCGAGGGAGGAUGUAUUGAGGAGGUUGAUCAGACGCUGUGCAUAUUUGAAGUAUGUCGAGGCAAGACUAGGUGAUCGGACUCUCUAUGCGGAUGAGAUUUUGAAAGAUGGGUUUUGCUUGAACAUGAUUGAUACCCCACUUUGUCCUUUGAAGGUUGUGACUAAUUUGCAGGAGGCUAUUUGGGAUGCCGAUAUUGUGGUGAAUGGCUUGCCUUCCACCGAAACUCGGGAGGUUUUUGAAGAGAUCAGUCAUUACUGGAAGGAGAGAAUCACAGUCCCAAUCAUCAUAUCCUUGUCAAAGGGUAUAGAGGCUGCACUAGAUCCUGUUCCCCACAUAAUAACUCCCACGCAAAUGAUUAACCGAGCAACUGGAAUGUCUAUGGAGAACAUACUUUAUCUAGGUGGACCAAAUAUUGCAUCAGAAAUUUACAACAAGGAAUAUGCUAAUGCUCGAAUUUGUGGAGCUGAGAAGUGGAGGAAACCCCUUGCAAAAUUUUUAAGGCAACCCCAUUUUAUUGUCUGGGACAACAGUGACCUUGUCACACAUGAAGUCAUGGGUGGUCUGAAAAAUGUCUAUGCCAUUGGCGCUGGAAUGGUAGCAGCCCUUACCAAUGAAAGUGCUACCAGCAAAUCAGUAUAUUUUGCACAUUGUACAUCAGAGAUGAUAUUUAUUACCCAUUUGUUGGCUGAGGAACCAGAGAAGCUUGCAGGGCCUUUGCUGGCUGACACUUAUGUAACCUUGUUAAAAGGUCGUAAUGCAUGGUAUGGCCAAAUGUUAGCCAAGGGUGAACUAAGCCUAGAUAUGGGUGAUAGCAUCAGUGGCAAAGGAAUGAUUCAGGGUGUUUCUGCAGUAGGGGCUUUCUAUGAACUUUUGAGUCAGUCUAGCCUAAAUGUACCGCAUCCUGAAGAGAACAAGCCAGUAGCUCCUGUAGAGCUAUGCCCCAUCUUAAAGACACUCUAUAAGAUACUGAUCAGAAGGGAACAAUCAUCACAAGCAAUUCUGAAGGCACUGAGGGAUGAAACCUUGAAUGAUCCUCGUGAACGCAUUGAGAUUGCACAAACUCAUGCUUUCUACAAGCCUUCACUUCUUGGACAGCCUUGAUUACUUUUCCCAUAGCGAAAGAAAGUUAUAACAUAAUUUAAAGAAGCACUUGCUGUAUUAAUGCAUGAUGAAGAAAACAUAUUGGUUAUUGUAAUAGAUUGUGUAUUGAUUCAAUAAAUUAUAUAUAACUAAUUGGUUA
This is a messenger RNA of Quercus robur (English oak), 2379 nucleotides long. Its product is annotated as glycerol-3-phosphate dehydrogenase [NAD(+)] GPDHC1, cytosolic. Gene Ontology annotation, molecular function: NAD binding; glycerol-3-phosphate dehydrogenase [NAD(P)+] activity. The transcript has 5 exons. The record is from RefSeq and is a predicted model, not a curated record. Gene Ontology annotation, biological process: carbohydrate metabolic process; glycerol-3-phosphate catabolic process. Bases 849 to 2240 code for a protein of 463 amino acids. Gene Ontology annotation, cellular component: cytosol; glycerol-3-phosphate dehydrogenase (FAD) complex. Lineage: Eukaryota; Viridiplantae; Streptophyta; Magnoliopsida; Fagales; Fagaceae.